AUUGGUUACUCGUACAUUCGCCCCGCCCGCUGAGCCUAUUUUAAGGAUUUAAGUUCCCUGAACAAAUGUGAAUAUGUUAGACUGGUCCUUGUUGAAGACGUGACAACAGCGAACCAAUAUGAUUAACUGGCGGGCUUUGGACAAUGUUCCACUACUCUUAUACAUCCUGGCAGCUAAAACCUUGCUGCUGUGCCUUGCCUUUGCUGGAGCUAAACUGUACCAGCAGAAGAAGGCAGAAGCAGCCCUGAAACAGCAAAUGGAGAUGAAGAGAAAACUCGCUCAGCAAACACAGGAACUCACUGACAACAAGAAGGAUGACUAAAUGCUGGGGUGCAUUGGAGAAAAUGGGUCACAUGAGAUCUGCACCUACCUGUGUUGCCAUGCUUCACUCACACACAAAAGAAGUGGUGCCAAACUUGUAGAAGAUUCUGCAGAUAGGACUGCAGCAUUUAACUACUUUACCUACAGCUGAGCUAAUCAGUGUGGUGUGUUUUUUAUUUUUAGUGUCUUAUUUAAUACUAUUUAAUACCUCAACUUUGUAAAUAAAAACACUUUUUUUGUA
Colossoma macropomum (tambaqui) is the source of this 562-nucleotide messenger RNA. Its product is annotated as small integral membrane protein 11A-like. NCBI's taxonomy places the organism in Eukaryota, Metazoa, Chordata, Actinopteri, Characiformes, Serrasalmidae. The coding region runs from base 119 to 322 and encodes 67 amino acids. The record is from RefSeq and is a predicted model, not a curated record. The transcript has 3 exons.